AUGGCUUCCACAUCAAAGAAUAUCAGAAGGUGUCACGAUGGCGACAAUAGAUCAAAGGACCCAUCCCUCACCCCAGUGACCUACUACCCCCUCGACACCCAACAACAGCACAUGAAGAUGCAGCAGCGCAUGGCCGGCAAGCCCUACGCGCACUACUUCCACGACCCACCGCUCUACAUCAGCCGCGAGGCCCUCGACGCCACCGCCGCGCCAAUCGCCAACCCGGCAAGGGACGUGCUGCCCCUGUCGCAGGCCCGCAGGCUGCUGGAGCCGGGCGACCACGCCGUCGAGAACGGGUGGCACGCCUCCCCCGACGGGGCGGGCUACGUCGCCUCCAGGACGCGCUUCCCCGGCGCGACGGGCACGAUGGUCGACUGGUGGUUCUGGUGGCACAGCGUCGAGGCGGAGCGGUACGCGCUGUGGCACCCGCACAGCCACCGCGGCGUGCGGUCAAACUACGCGUGGUGGACGACGAGCGACUUCACGCCCGACGUGCGCAGGGACGCGGCCACGGGGAGGCGGGUGCCGGUCCUCGAGAGGGAGGACGUCGCGCACCGGCACAGGUGGCUCGGCGCGACGCACACCGUCAGCGAGCUCGUCGGCCCGCUGCGCGUGGAGCUGCGGGUCGAGUUCAAGGAGCCGGGGUAUUUCGGCCUGGGCACGUGGGAGGAGCUCAGGGAGGCUGGGUAUGAGGCUGCGGUGUGCGGGCUGCUGUGGGACAAGGCGCUGCCGCUGAAGGUUGGGGAUAUGAUCCACCUGUGGAGGAGGACUGAGGACGGGCUGGAGCUCCGGAGCCGGUAUUAUCUUGCUCAUGAGGUGUACGUGGAUAUCUUCGGGGCGAGGGUGUCGGUGGACUGGCUUGGUGGUUUGUUGGGCAUCAAACGCGCGGCGGCGGGCGAGAGGGUCGCCUAUGAACAGCUGCUGCAUGACCAGACCGAGUUCACCAACCUGGCAAGCUUUCUCCCUGAGAUUUACAGGGAGUUUGGGCAAAAGAAAGGCCAGGGCGUGCGUACAUCCCCGGUGAAGUCACAGAGCCAGUCUGUAGACAGCAGCUAA
Molecule: messenger RNA, 1056 nt
Organism: Diaporthe batatas
Lineage: Eukaryota; Fungi; Ascomycota; Sordariomycetes; Diaporthales; Diaporthaceae
Exons: 1
Coding region: 1-1056 (351 amino acids)
Molecular function (GO): hydrolase activity
Source: RefSeq, a predicted model, not a curated record